AUGGGAGCUGAAGAAGAAAUGCUCAUCACUCUGUCCGGAGGUGCCCCCUGGGGCUUCCGCCUGCAAGGGGGUUCAGAGCAGAAAAGACCCCUUCAAGUGUCAAAGAUUCGGAAGAGAAGCAAAGCAUGCCGUGGAGGCCUGUGGGAAAAUGAUGUUCUAGUAUCUAUCAAUGGGAAGUCAUGUGCUGGCCUGUCCCAUGCUAAUGCCAUGCAGAUCAUCGAUUCCUCCAAUGGCACGCUCAACAUCCGUGUGAAAAGGAUAGUUGGUGGGGGCCAGACUGGCCCACGGCUGCAGCGUUCCCCUUCUCCAGGGCAGCGAGUGCUCUCUUCACCAUCCCUGCUCAGCCCCCCAGCACAGUUACUCAGCUCUGAACCAGCAGGAGCCCCAGUCACCACGCAGCCCUCCCAGCCCUCCCAGCCCUCCCAGCCAUGGAGGUCACAGAGGAACCUGGAGAGCCUCACGUCCCCACCGGACAGCGAGGCCUACUACGGUGAGACAGACAGCGACGCUGACAACAUGGCACAGGAGAAGCACCGCCGGGCUCGCAAGAAGAGCCCACGCUCCCCCCCGGACAGCACCACCAGCUGUCACGCACCGCAGGACGAGGUGUCCCUGUCUGAACAGAGUGGCUACGAGAGCAUGCCGGAGGCUGCUGCGCAGGGGGGAGCAGAGCUGGCCAGCUCCAGCGGGGUGGCCAAGAGGGAGAUUGUCUGCCUGCCUGGCAGUCGCACUGACACUCCGUUCUCAGACAGCGAGGGACAGUUGCGGCCGCCCUCAACAGAGGGACGGGAGCCUUCUCCAGAGGCAAUGCUCCUGCCCCAUGGCACCAAGGCUAUCCGAGCAGAACGCCAUCUCAUCCCCAUGGUGGGGCCAGUGGAACAUCCGAUUGAUGAAGACCUAACUACCACCUAUACAGAGAAAGCCAAGCAGGCCAAGCUCCACCGCCACGAAAGCAUCCAGGAGAAGAACGUGAAAGAAGCCAAGACUAAGUGCAGAACCAUUGCAUCCCUGCUGACAGAUGCACCCAACCCCCACUCCAAGGGGGUGCUGAUGUUUAAGAAACGCAGGCAGAGGGCUAAGAAGUAUACAUUGGUAAGCUUUGGCAGCGUUGAUGAAGACCGCUCCUACGAAGAGGAAGACGGAGUUUUUCCAACUAGUGAAUCUGAAUUUGAUGAGGAAGGUUUCUCUGAUGCCCGAAGCCUAACUAAUCACUCAGACUGGGACACUUACCUAGACAUUGAAAAGUCCAAAUCUGACUCUGAACAGAAGGAAGAGAAGCAAAAAGGUUUGAGUGAGGCCUCGGGUAAAGGAGCACGGUUAUUUGAGCAGCAGAGGCAACGGGCUGGGAAGUACACAGUUGAGAAAACUCCAGUGCAGAAGAGCCCAGAGGUUGCCCCAGCUGCCCAGCCAAAGCCAGGCACAGUGAACGGAGAUAUGCCUGUGCCAGAGAAGGCAGACACUGUGCCCCUCAGCAUCCACCUGGAAGGUGUGCAAGUGCCCAGCAAGCAGCCAGCCACCGUCCCCACUCAGCUCCUGACUGCCCCCAGCCCCACUUUCUUCCCACCUCCCCCAAGCACCCCCGACCCCUUCUCUGCAAGUUCAACAAGCAUGUUCAACAGGUCUGCACGGCCCUUUACUCCUGGCUUUUCUGGCCAACGUCCAGCAACAUCCUCUGUCAUCUUUAGGCCAUCUGCACCCAAAAAACCCACUGAAAGUCUGGGUGGGCAAAGCACAGUGGUUCCCCCUUUCUCACCUCCGGUUCCACGAACACCUGCCAAUGCACCAGUGCCAACACAGCGUGGUCCAGUCAGCUCCUCCACAUCUCUGUAUAUUCCUGCUCCAGGAAGACCAACAUCACCACUGGAGUCACAGCCAAAAGGGGGAGGAAGUGCUUCAGAUAUCAAGCCUUCUGCCAACACUGCCCGGACAUCCACCACCUCUAUCUUUCUGUCAACUCCCUCAAAGCCAGGAGGGGAUAUGGCCUCCACAGUAUCCCAGCCACGAGUCCCUGGCACAGCCUCUUCUUCAUUGUAUAUUACUCCAGCACCAUCACAGCACAUGAGAAGCAGUUCCCCUGUGCCAAAACAGCCUUCUCCUGCCAUCGCUCCAGCAACGCCACGACCUCCUUCGGAGCCCUUAACCUCCAGGGAGCAGAGGAUUGCCGUGCCAGCUCCCCGCACAGGCAUCCUGCAGGAGGCUCGCCGACGGGGCAACAAGAAACCCAUGUUCAGUAAGAUUGAGGAGAAGAAGAAUUCACCCAACCCUGAGCUCCUGUCCCUGGUGCAGAACCUGGAUGAGAAGCCAAAAGGUGACCACCCUGGGGCAGGCUUUGAGUCUGGGCCCGAGGAGGACUUCCUCAGCCUGGGUGCUGAGGCCUGCAACUUCAUGCAGUCCUCAGGCCGCAAGUUCAAGACCCCACCUCCAGUGGCCCCCAAGCCUCAGCAAGAUGCUGGAUUGGUAAAUGGGGCCCAGGACAUGCCUCAGCUUAAAGGCAAGGGGGCAGAGCUCUUUGCCAAACGCCAGAGCCGCAUGGACAAAUUUGUGGUGGAAACAACACCUAAGCCAGAGUACAAGCCCAGGACCCCCUCUCCAUCCCCUUCUCUACCCUCAUGUUGGAAAUAUUCACCCAACAUCCGGGCUCCCCCUCCAAUAGCUUACAACCCAAUGCAUUCCCCUUUCUAUCCCCUGGCAGCCAGCAAAUCUCAGGCUAGCAAAGCAGAGAGCAAAGUGAAAAGGGCACCUGGCCAGAAAUCAGGGAUCAAGGUCAUUGAUAUAAUGCGCCACCAGCCCUAUCAAUUAAAGUCAGCCAUGUUCUGUUUUGGGGAUCCCCCAAGCCCCAGCACCCAGACUACUCCUGGUCAGCCAACCCCACAGGCUAGCUCAUCCUUCAUGGCAGCCAAGCAGGUCCCUGUGAAAAUAGCCAAGACCCAGGAGAUUCGUCGCUUCUCCACUCCGGCUCCCAUGCCAGCCUCCAGCAGCCUGGCACCCACUGUGCUGGUGCCCCGCUCAGCCACCACGCUGGAUGAACCAUUGUGGAGAACAGAAAUGGCCUCUUCUGCCCCUGCUACACCAGCACCUUUCCAGGUGGAGCUCAGCCCCUCCCCUAAGCCAUAUCUGAGCUCCCCAGAACCUGGGCAGGUGGGACAGGGACCUGCUCCAAACUCAGCCUCUGCCUCUCGGUUUCAGGUGGCCAGGCCCAAAUUCUCUGCAGCAAGAACAGGCAUGCAGGCCAAUGUGUGGAGGCCAAGUUUUGGCCAUCACUGAGUCAGGCACCCCUCCCAUCCUGUCUGUGGCCCCGCAGAGAUAGC
This is a messenger RNA of Sturnus vulgaris (Common starling), 3308 nucleotides long. It is a transcript of the gene SYNPO2L, whose product is annotated as synaptopodin 2 like. Gene Ontology annotation, cellular component: nucleus; Z disc; actin cytoskeleton. Gene Ontology annotation, molecular function: actin binding. Lineage: Eukaryota; Metazoa; Chordata; Aves; Passeriformes; Sturnidae. Gene Ontology annotation, biological process: positive regulation of actin filament bundle assembly. The record is from RefSeq and is a predicted model, not a curated record.